Tripterygium wilfordii is the source of this 2110-nucleotide messenger RNA. Its product is annotated as serine/threonine-protein kinase AtPK2/AtPK19-like. NCBI's taxonomy places the organism in Eukaryota, Viridiplantae, Streptophyta, Magnoliopsida, Celastrales, Celastraceae. The transcript has 7 exons. Gene Ontology annotation, biological process: protein phosphorylation. The coding region runs from base 442 to 1890 and encodes 482 amino acids. Gene Ontology annotation, molecular function: protein serine/threonine kinase activity; ATP binding. The record is from RefSeq and is a predicted model, not a curated record.
CAUGACCAAUAAUAUAAUGCCACGUAAACGAAAUCGAAACCAGGCAUCAUGUCAAAUCGAGGAGGUCAAAAUCUAAAUCUUGGUUUGGUAGAAGCGGCGAAAGCCGAAACGAACGAUCCUUUUCACGGAAAACCAGUUCGCCUCCGCUUCUUCAUAGCUUUGAUAACCUGCACUUUAUGAGUUCAAGGAGUCCUGCUGCAAACUCUGUUUCCUAUAAAUUGGGAAACAAGAACAACUUCCUUUUCUGGAUUUUGCAUUGCUUACUUCCAUCUUUUUUGGGAUCCUCUGUUGCAUUUGUCAACUUCCAGCUGUUUAAGGCCAUUGUCAGGUGUCCAUCUUCCUCAGUUUAAAUUAUAGGAUCUUUUGCAGAGAUCCUCUAGUAGUUCUGAAAGUUUCUCCCUUGACAUUGUGGUGAGCUCUCCCCUCAUUGAUAUCAGCAAGAUGGUUUCCUCACAAGUGUCAAUUCUCACUGGGGCCCGCUCACAGAAGCCUUUACUGGAUGAAUUGCUUCUUCCAAUGGAAUCACCUGAUGCUAUUCCUUCUGAAUAUGUUGAAUUUGAUUUUUCCGAUGUCUUUGGUCCUGCGCCAGUUGAAGCCUUAAAUGACCUCAGCUGUGAGCACUCCAAAAGUAUGGUUGCUGGAUCAGAUGUGAAUGAGUUUCUUUAUGAUGAUCCAGCCAUCAUAUGUAGCCGGUCCCAUUCUUUAGUGGGCCCCUCAAGUUAUGUUAAUCAGUCUUUGAAGCUUAGCAAGCUCACAUUGCACGAGUCAGAUGAGGAUUCCCUCGAACUUGUGGAUGGAGUGAGUGAGGAUAUGCUGAAAUGUACUACGGAGCCAUUUAGUGGUGAAAAACCUAAUGGAGAUAUUGUUAAUCAUGAUCUGGAAGACCAUUGUGCAGGACUUGAAGAUUUUGAAAUUUUGAAGGUAGUUGGCCAAGGCGCCUUUGCCAAAGUGUAUCAAGUGAGGAGGAGAGGUACUUCAGAAAUAUACGCGAUGAAAGUCAUGCGUAAGGAUAAGAUAAUGGAGAAGAAUCAUGCCGAUUACAUGAAAGGGGAGAGAGAUAUUUUGACCAAAGUUGAUCACCCAUUCAUUGUGCAGCUAAAAUACUCAUUCCAAACCAAAUAUAGACUGUACCUUGUACUUGAUUUUGUAAAUGGGGGUCACCUUUUCUUUCAGCUCUAUCGCCAAGGCUUGUUCAGGGAGGAUUUGGCACGUAUUUAUACUGCUGAGAUUGUUUCUGCUGUUGUUCACCUCCAUGGGAAUGGCAUAAUGCACAGGGAUCUUAAACCUGAAAAUAUCCUUCUUGGUGCAGAUGGGCAUGUAAUUUUAACAGACUUUGGCUUGGCGAAGCAGUUUGUUGAUAAUACAAGAUCAAAUUCUAUGUGUGGCACGUUAGAAUAUAUGUCACCUGAAAUUAUUAAAGGGAAAGGCCAUGAUAAGGCUGCAGACUGGUGGAGUGUGGGAAUCCUGCUGUAUGAAAUGCUUACCGGGAAGCCACCUUUUGUUGGUGGAAACAGACAGAAAAUUCAGCAAAAGAUAAUACAUGACAAGAUCAAGUUGCCUGCAUAUUUGUCGAGUGAAGCCCAUUCGCUACUUAAAGGGCUGCUGCAGAAAGAAGCGAACAAGCGCCUAGGAAGUGGACCAUGUGGUGAUGAUGAGAUCAAAGGUCACAAGUGGUUCAAGUCAAUCAACUGGAAGAAGCUGGAUGCUCGUGAAAUUAGGCCAAGCUUUCGGCCAGAAGUUUCUGGGAGCCACUGCAUUGUUAACUUUGAUGAAUGCUGGACCAAAAUGCCGUUGGAGGUUUCUCCCGCUGCUAGUCCAACAUUUGGUGAGAAUCCUUUCAAGGGUUUCACUUACGUUAGGCCUGCUGCUUCAUUUCUUAAGAAUGCCUGAAGUAGUUCUUACUCAUGAUCGCUGAAGCAAACUAUGUUUUAUGGCUCAAAAUGUGUUUGGGCCAUUCAUUAUCUGUAAUUGCAGUUUCUUACUGGUGAUCCCUGUCAAUGAACUAUGCGUUGAAAAUUGAAAUAGCUUAUGUUUUAUGGCUCAGAACAUGUUUGAGCAGCAGAUUUUUGUAUGCAAUAAUUUUUAAAUAGUUGUUUCAAAAUAUCAAUUA